Molecule: messenger RNA, 852 nt
Organism: Sitodiplosis mosellana (orange wheat blossom midge)
Lineage: Eukaryota; Metazoa; Arthropoda; Insecta; Diptera; Cecidomyiidae
Gene: Tcs1
Product: threonylcarbamoyl-AMP synthase
Exons: 1
Coding region: 1-795 (264 amino acids)
Biological process (GO): regulation of translational fidelity
Cellular component (GO): cytoplasm
Molecular function (GO): double-stranded RNA binding; nucleotidyltransferase activity; tRNA binding
Source: RefSeq, a predicted model, not a curated record
AUGGACAAAAUGAAACGUUUUGUGAGCUCUCUGAACAAUUAUUUUUCGCAAGCACAGAAAAUGAGUAGCAAAUUAAGUGAUAUAAAUAUGAAUAACGUUGCAAUGCUAUCGAAUGGUUGUGCCAAUCCAAUGGGUAUGUCAAAAACUAUGAGCUGCUGUGAUGAGCAUGCGGUUGAAAUAGCCGCUGAUCGAAUGCAUCAUGGUGAGGUAAUUGCUUUGCCAACGGAUACGGUUUAUGGUUUGGCGUGCAGUGCCAACGAUCCGCAUGCCAUACAAAAGUUGUACGAGAUAAAAGGACGCGACGAAGAGAAACCGGUUGCCGUAUGUGUGUCAAGUAUAUCACAACUGAAGCAUUACAGCGAAGCAUCACACUUACCCGAUGAAUUGCUGUCUCGAUUACUCCCCGGGGCAGUUACAAUUAUCUUAAAUAAAUCCAAGUACUUGAACAACCCAUUUUUGAACAAUGGAAUUCGCAAGAUUGGCCUUCGCAUUCCCGAUUAUGAAUUCAUUCAAAAAGUUUCGGCCAAAUUUAUUGAGCCCAUCGCACUGACCAGUGCAAACAAAAGCGGUGCCAGCAGUACAUUGGAUGUUUUUGAAUUUGCCGACCUUUGGCCAGAUCUGAGUGUCGUAUUUGAUGGUGGACAUUUGGGCGACAGGGAUAAUGAUAUGAAACAACGUUGUGCAUCGACUGUUGUGGAUCUAUCAGUACCAGGCUACUACCAAAUCAUACGCAACGGCAUUGCCAUGGAACAUACUAUUAGUACGAUGAAAGAAUUUGGUAUUCAAAAUAGCUAGCCUUAGUAUUACGAUUUAUUUUAUUAACUCUAAAACCAAUAAAGAAAAUAAACACUA